Molecule: messenger RNA, 4968 nt
Organism: Musa acuminata AAA Group (dessert banana)
Lineage: Eukaryota; Viridiplantae; Streptophyta; Magnoliopsida; Zingiberales; Musaceae
Exons: 8
Coding region: 682-4701 (1339 amino acids)
Source: RefSeq, a predicted model, not a curated record
UGCCUCUAACCCUUACAUGCCCUAAGGCUCCUCGCUCUCUCGCACAUACAUUCCAUAGCUUUGCUCCUCCGAAGCUCGCAAUUUUCUACUUUUGAUUCAUCCGUCGAUUGGUAAUCUGUGGAAUCCACUGAAUCCCCACCGCCAACAGGUGGGGCUCGCCUGUAGUUUGAUUAGGCGCAUCUCCCCACUUUGCUCUCCUUGUGGAGGUCCGUCCGGGGCGUGGAUCGUUUGGUGUCUGCUUGAAUCGGAGAGCGUGGUAACAAAGGCGUCGGCUUUACCUUAUUUGGCUUGUAUUUCCGCUGCCCUUUCCCCUUGUGUAGGUUUGAGAAAAUAGGCCUUUUCUUCCCGAUUAGAUCGGUGAACUUGACCUAAGGUUUCUGGAUUACCCGGUGAAGAGUUUUGAGGAGAUCCACCUGAUCACCAGAGUGAAGGAUACUCCAUCUUUGCUCUCGAGUGCUAGGUUGCUGGUAUUUAGGAAAUACAAAGAUUUGAUCUUUGUUGUAUCUGUUGUCGUUGUGGCUGAAGAUCUUCACAGAAAGCCUUUUUUGGGUUGGGUUUUCUUGGAAGAUUUGUCAGCCUGUGUACAGUGGAUUGAGUUGAUAUUGCGUAAAGGAGAGUGUUCUUUCUGGUGUGUGGAGGCAUCCAAUAUAGCAUAGAGCAAUUAUUGUACAAUAGCCUUCUAUGGGUGAGCAUGCAGUCCUGGGGCAACCUAAUGGGCUAUUGCCCAACGGUCUUUUGCCCAAUCAAGUGUCUAAUGUGACCCGAGCCCUUGAUAUGGAGAGAUGGUCAAAGGCUGAAAAGAGAACAGCAGAGUUGAUAGCAUGUAUUCAGCCCAAUCAACCAUCUGAAGAACACAGGAAUGCUGUAGCCAGCUAUGUCUGCCGGCUAAUCAUGAAGUGUUUCUCCUGUCGGGUUUUCACAUUUGGGUCUGUACCUCUCAAAACCUAUUUACCUGAUGGCGACAUUGAUUUGACUGCAUGCAGUAAUAAUGAAGAUUUGAAGGAUUCAUGGGCUAAUGCAGUUCGUGAAGUGCUGGAAAAUGAAGAAAAGAUUGAGAAUGCUGAAUUUUGUGUAAAAGAAGUCCAAUACAUUCAAGCAGAGGUAAAACUCAUAAAGUGCCUUGUAGACAACAUUGUUGUCGAUGUAUCCUUUAAUCAAGUUGGUGGAUUAUGCACACUUUGUUAUCUAGAAGAGGUUGAUGACUUGAUAAAUCAAAAUCAUCUACUCAAGCGGAGUAUUAUACUGAUUAAGUCUUGGUGUUACUAUGAAAGUCGUAUAUUAGGUGCUCAUCAUGGGCUUAUAUCCACAUAUGCUUUGGAGACCUUAGUUCUUUACAUGUUUCAUGUGUACAACUCCUCCUUUGCUGGUCCACUUGAGGUAUUAUACCGUUUUCUAGAAUUUUUUAGCAACUUUGAUUGGGAUAAUUUCUGUGUUAGCCUAUGGGGUCCUAUUCCUAUCAGUUCACUUCCAGAUAUGUUCGCUGAACAGCCUAGAAAGGAUAGUGGCAAGGUGUUCUUUAGUGAAGACUUUCUCCAUGGCUGCAGUAAAAAAUAUGGUGUUAUCAUCCCUCGUGAUCAAGAAAAUCAAGCGCAACCUUUUGUUUCAAAGCAUUUCAAUGUAGUUGAUCCUUUACGUACUAACAACAACCUUGGACGCAGUGUGAGUAAAGGUAAUUUCUUUAGAAUACGUACAGCUUUUGCAUUUGGGGCCAAAAGGUUGGCCAGGUUACUUAAGUGUCCAAUGGAAGACAUAAUUGCUGAAGUGAAUCAAUUCUUCAUGAACACAUGGCAAAGACAUGGGAAUGGUCCUUGUGCCAAUGUUCCUAUCCUAGAUUUGCGACAUUUGCAAGUUCUGAAAAAUGUUCCAAAAGAAACAAACAAUUCAAAAAAUACCACAAAUGCCAAAAAGAAAAUUGAAAAUGUUGGAAUGCAUGCUGGUCAUGAAAGUGAUCUUGGAGCUGGUGGUGAUUCUCGAGAGCUCUUACCUGGAAUCGACAGUACUAUUGACCAAAACUCUAAAAGGAUUAAUGGGAUAAGUAACUACAAUAAAUCCUUGGUUUCUCGUUGUCGGGGUCAGAAAUAUUAUGGUGGGCAAAUCAAUUCAAGGGUCUCUGAUCAGUUUGAAAGGAACAAUAGCUAUAGUGGUUCUGUGCACAUUGACAAAAGCCAGAAAAUGUUUAAAUCUAAUUACUCUCUUGAGGAAGAAAGGCAAGGGAGAUUGCAGUUUCCAAGGGUGAGAUCCAGUCCUGAAUUGGUGGAGGCAGCACUUGAUUUGUCUAGAGGGAGGCAUGACAGCAAAAUGGAGACCAGAAAAACUCAGGAUGCUCCUGCAGAUACUGGAUAUAAUAUCAGAAGUAGCUCGGGUUCUGAAGCUACAGGGAGUCAAAUAUCAAAUGUCGAUCCUUUGCCAAUGAGGCAAAGCUCAUCUGACAAAAACCUUGAAGUUGUUUGUGAUUCAAAUAGUGCUUCGAAUAACUUUCAUGGUGAUUUUAACUUUGGGACUUUGCGUGAGGAGCUUGCUUCUGUCUCUGAGAGAAUGGAAAUGCAACAGGAAGAGCAGGACUUGAUCAAUAUGAUGGAAUCAUCCGACAUCCACAGUUUCAAUGGACAGGUUCAGUUGCCAAUGUAUCUUUCUUCUCAUUUUCCAUUGACAUUAUCUCCUGUGCCAAGUUCAUUUGAUAUUUCCCAGAGAAAUUGGGCAGGAGUUUUUCCUGCUAAUCCACCCUUGAUUGGUCCUUCCUGGGGUUCCAGUAUGCAGUUCCAUCCAGGUAGUGUUGCAGCACCUCUUUCCCAUUAUUUUCGUGAUGCCACCUUUGGGUCAAAUGGGAAUGAUGCGGUUGAGUUUGAUAAUGAGGGUCCUCUUAUUACAGAACUGAACUCAGAGGAGUUUGACUUCAUCUACCAGGAGAGUGAUGCUGGGGCAUCCAGAAGGUUCAACUCUGAUGACAGUGGCCAUCAUAUGUUUCAUUCUGAUAGCAAGCAACGGAAACCUCAUUAUGGUUUAAACCCAGUACGUACAUCGCGAAACAUAAAUUCUGGUGCUUUAUCAAUAGAAAAGAGUAAAUUCACUAGAGAAGUGAGAGGUUUGGUUAGAGAAGAUGAAAAUGAUACAUUUCAAAAUUCCAAACCAAAAAGUAAAGUAAGUGAUCAUAACUCCAAUUCCAGGGUUGCAAACAAGAGAUUUGAAAAUUUUAGUAAUGGCUUUAUGGAGAAAGUCCCCAGGUCAGCAAGUGAUAAAUGGGAAAGAAAACCAGUCUUUUCUCCAACAUUCUCUUCUUUGUCUGGAAAAGCUAUAAAUGGUUCACAGUCUAAGAGUUCAUCCAAUCAUGUUCAGCCAGUUGUUGAUGAUGGGAUUUCAAAUUGGACUUCUAUGUCCCCUGAGGCAACUGAUGGGUCCGAAAGAAUCACAGGAUCUUCCAUGUUGUCUUCUGGAAACAUGAGAAACCAACUGUUAAAUGGAUUUGAACCAGCACGGGUAACUGGAUCAGAUCAACUGCUUCAAUUUGCACCAGUGCUUGUAGAUACUUCCCAGCAGAGCAGAGGGGACAAUGCAAAGGGUCUGCCUCUAGCAUUUGUUCCUACUGGCCCACCAUUUCCAUUUGUGAUGGUACCAGUGCCAGUUUAUAAAUCCAUAAGCCAAUUAGAAAGAGAUGAUGAAGUAAGUCAUUGUGGAGCAAAAUCUGACUUGAACAUUGACUUGGUGGAGAGUUCUGAUCAUUCUAAAGAUUUCUUGAACUCAGCUGCUUCAAGAGUGCCUGGACCUGAAUCCUUUGAUGAGCUGCACAAACCCGACAUUCUGAACAGUGAUCGUAACAGCCAUUGGCAAAAUCUGGAGUAUGGACGUUUGUGCCAGAAUUCCCACUAUCAUGCACCAUUAGUUUAUUCUUCUUCCCCUCUUAUGGUGCCACCACAGUAUUUGCAGGGGCCAUAUCCCUGGGAUGGUCCUGCCAGGUCCAUGUCAGCCAAUCUGAACUUGAUGCAAGUAAUGGGGUAUGGUCCUUCUCUGGUGCCCAUGAUACCUCUGCACCCUGGACCUGAUAGGGCUUCUGGUAGUUUCCAGCAUUCUGGAGAUGAGGCACCACGAUAUCGUGGUGGUACAGGAACAUACCUGCCAAAUCCUAAAUUCUCUCAUAGAGAACGACAAUCAAGCUCGAGACACCACAGAGGAAACCACAGCCGUGAUAGGCACGACCAUAGGGAUAGAGAAGGAAGUUGGAUCAGUUCAAAACAUAAUUUACGCAAUGGUGCUGAGAGGCCAAGAGCACAACCUGACCAACACGCCACAACAAAAAAUCAUGUAGACACACAAUGGGACUCUUACAGGCAUGUGCCAGCUUCCUAUUACAUGGUCCAGAACAGUUCUUUUGGGUCUUCAAACUCAUCGCAUGGUAGGGGAACUGCGGUUGGCACAUACACACAAUCUGCUUUAGGUUCAGACGCAGGAGGUCCGACAAGACCAGAAAUUCCUCCUUUCUUGAUGGUGUAUCCAUAUGAUGAAGGCGUCAGUGAUGUUUCAUCUGUUGAGCCACUUGAAUUUGGUUCACUUGGGCCAGUGCAUCAUCCAGAAAACCAUGUAGCACAUCAUCCAAGCGAUGGAGUUCCAGCAAGUGGGACAUAUGAGCAAAGGCAUGGUGGUACUUAUCGAGUUGGUUCAUGGCAAUCAUCUCCAGAUCAACCCUCUUCACCUCAGCUUAAAAGGUAGUUCUAAAUUAACAAUCAAUUCACAGUAUUUUCUUUUGCUGUGCAUAUUGUUGUUGUAGUCAAUUUAGGAGAAUAAUGUAAAAUAGAGUUUAGAUAUGCUAAUAAGGUGUCAUUUUGAACAUGAAUAUGGCUCACAAUGGUCAACCCCAAAUAUGCUUCUUAACACUCGGGUAAUCUGAAGUGUAUGAAGUGAUUGUAGCAUGUUUAAACGUUGAUUUUAACUUGUAGUUGACAAUUACAAGUAGGCCAUGAUACUGUUCUUUGAUAA